Molecule: messenger RNA, 4427 nt
Organism: Octopus sinensis (East Asian common octopus)
Lineage: Eukaryota; Metazoa; Mollusca; Cephalopoda; Octopoda; Octopodidae
Exons: 2
Coding region: 1-2097 (698 amino acids)
Molecular function (GO): DNA binding
Source: RefSeq, a predicted model, not a curated record
AUGCGUGAAAAGACACGUGAUCGUAGCAGCAGCAGCAGUAGUAGUGGUAGCAAUUAUGUUUCUCGUUGCUACCGUUCGUAUUUGCCGUUGUGCGAAGGGCUUUUGAUUGUGAAGAUCUGGUUCCAGAAUCGGCGAACAAAAUGGAAGAAGCAGGAAAAUAUUUCAAACGCUGAGGCGGCAGAGCAUAAGAAUGCUUUGGUGCGUGAGAAUCAACGAGAAUGCGGCGGCAAUGGUAGUGGUGGUGCUGGUAGUGGUGGUAGUGGUGGUGGUGGUGGUGGUGGAAGUAAUGGUAGCAGCAGUAGUGGUAGUAGUGGUGGUAGUGGUGGUGGUGGUGGUGGUGGUGGUGGUGGUGGUGGUAGUGGAGGUGGAUCAUGUGGCAGUGGGCGUGGCGGAAGCUCUGGCGGUGGUGGUGGCGGUGGUGGUGGUAGCGGAAGUGGGCAGAUGAACAACUCUAGUAAUCCAAGCCAUCAUCAUUCACAGCAACACCAUCACCAUCAUCACAGCAGCAGCAGCAGCAGCAGCAACAACAGCAGUAGUAGUAACAAUAACAACAACAACAACAGCAGCAACAGUGGUAAUGUCAACUCUAAUAACAGCCAUAACAGCCAUAAUAGCCACCACAGCAACAACAGCAACAGCAGUACCGGAAGUCGCAGCAGAACUAAUAGUCCGAGUCACAUGAUCGGCAAUGGCGCGGGUGGGGCGAAUGUGUAUUCGUCUUUACCACCGUCGCCACCAGGGCAUCCUUCGUCAGCGAUGAUGCACCAAGUGCAACAGCAGUAUCAUCAUAAGCAACAGCAGCUGUCGUCGUCGUCGUCGUCAUCGUCGUCGUCUUCUUCUUCUUCUUCUUCCGCUUCUUCAUCGUCGGCCAUGUUGGGAUCGGCGACAACAGUGUUACCGCCGCCGCCGACCAUCAAUGGCCCGAAUCUUUCUUCACGGCACCCUCCCCCACCACCCCCUCCGCCGAUACCCACUCUUCCGCCCCCUCCUGGGGUAACGCCACUGCAAUUCGCGCACAUGACGUCGUCGAAACAUCACAUGCAAAAUCUUCAAACGCAGCAGCAGCAACAUCAUCAUCACCAGCAGCAGCAGCAGCAUCUUCAUCAACAGCAGCAGCAACAUAAGUUAUCGUCGCAUCAUCAUCAACAGCCGCCACCGCCUCCCUCACUGCCGCCUCUUCCGCCGCCGUUGCCACCUUCCCCACAACAGUCUCCAUCGCUAAUUCCACCCCCUCACCAACAACAUCAUCAUCAUCAGCAACAACAACAACAGUCGAGAUCACCAAUACAUCAUUCCCCCAUGUCCCCACAGUCAUCACUAUCGCAGCAACACUACACCCAUCAUCAGGCAUCACAACAACAACAACAACAACAGCAUCAUCUAAAGCAACCGCGCUCUCCAAUACUGCUCAGACGGUCGGUUUCGCCUCCUUUGGACGUUGUCCAUACGCACUCAGCGCCAUCUACGCCAAAUCCGAACAUACAUCACGACGACGAAGAAGAAGAGCAGGAACAUGAACAAAGACAAGAAGAGCAAGAAGAGUUAGAAGUGCAAGAAACCCAAGAAGAAGAAGAGGAAGGAGAGCAAGGAGAGCAACGAUACCAAGAUCGUAAACAACAACAACAACAGCGACAAUCACCUCAUCACCAAGAACGAGAAGGAGAAAGAAUUGGGAAAGAAGGUGAAAAUAAAGAGGAGGGGGGAGUUGUCGAAGAAGAAGAAGACGAAGAAGUCGACGUCGAUGGUCAAAUACCCCCUUCCCCAAAUCUGCAACAGCAACAACAGCACCAUCCAACGCAACAACAACAACAACAACAACAACCUUCUCCCCAAGCAAAUCUGCCUCACAAUUCAAAGGACCUUAUUAAUAACAGAGUUUGUUGCAAUUCGGAUUCAGGUGAAAACAGUCGGUCUCCUUCGAGAUCAGAGCGUCAACAGUUAUCUCCCGGUGAGGUGGUCGAUUAUCAGAAUGUGUACAGUCCAGACGGUAAUAAUUCAAUGCCUGUCGUUAACGAACGAACAAACAGCACCACCUCUCGGCGUGACCGUUAUUCUAUCAACUACCAAGAAGAGGACAAUGAUAGAAAGACCUUGUAGAACAAUGUCACAUAACGUUGAUCUUCACAGUGGAUAAAGAUGAAAAAAAAAAAAAAGAUCGGCGAAUAUGUUAUAUAUAUAUAUAUAUAUAUAUAUAUAUAUAUAUAUAUAUAUAUAUAUAUAUCACCUUUCUCUCCAUCCCACCGUAAUGCCACGAAAAUUACCCCAGCCCCGUCUUCAUGAAUAAAAGACAGCAGUUGAAUAGUAAAGAAACUAUUUUCAGAAAGGCUACAUGCAAAACUGAAAAAGAAAAGAACCUAUAAAAAAGAUGUAUAUAUAUAUAUAUAUAUAUAUAUAUAUAUAAAACAAACCAAAACGAAAUAAUAAUAAUAAUAAUAAUAAUAAUAAUAAUAAUAAUAAUAAUAAUAAUCAUAGUAAUAUAAAUGAUAUCUAUUAUUAUUAUUAUUAUUAUCAUUAUUAUUAUUAUUAUUAUUACUAUUAUGACAAACGGUUAGGUAGAGAUAAUUGACACGUCUCACCCACAACGUCUGUUUCGUGUUUUGGCAGACGUACAAAACAGAAACUAUAUACGUGUAUGAUAAUAAUAAAAAUGAUAACAAUAAAGAGAGAAAUAAAGGACUAUAAAAAUCGAAAAGCAAAACCUGUUUUUACACGACGAGAUCAAGCUACAUUUUUCAGGAAGGUCACGAGAACGGAAGCAGUUGAAAUUUUGUUUGUAACAGAAGGUUCUUGCCAGGAAUAUUCACCCCUAACAAAGGAUUCUGAAGACCACGUCUUCGUUUGACAUAAUAGACGAUGCUACUGAAUAAUAUUAAUUUUUAAAAAAACAAACAGCAACAAUAACAACAACAAAAAACAAAACAAAAACAAACUAUUACUAUCAAUAUUAUUAUCAUUAUUAUCAUUAUUAUUAUUAUCAUUAUUAUUAUUACUAUUAUUAUUAUUAUUAUUAUUAUCACAGAAAGACUUAUUGACUGCUGCAAAUAUUUACGAUGUGUUAAUGUGGUGCUUUCAUAUUUUUUUUGAUAUCUUUUCAUAUUUUUUUGAGUUAUUUUUGAUUGCUUGGUUUGUAUUUUAACUCUGACCAUAUACACACACAUAUAUAUAUAUAUAUAUGUAUAUGGGUAUGUAUAGAUGUACAUACAUAACAGUUAUAUAUAUAUAUAUAUAUGUAUAUAUACAUGCAUACACACACAUACACAUAAAUAAAUGUAUAUAUAUAUAUAUAUAUAUAUAUAUACAUACAAACACACGUACGUACAUACUAACGCUUAUGUGUAAAUAUCUAGUGUUAUGACAUUUUUGAACUGACGUCUUUGAAAAAGGAAAUUCGUUUUGUUUUCCUCCAUUCUUAUUUCACUUCCAUUCUUCAUUUUUGGAAAAUGGAAUCAAGAACCGACAGGCACCCUCUUCCGUAUACACUUACCUUCAUUUAGUAGUGACUUUCUAUAGAAUCUUUCAAAAUGCAUGGCCAUGUAAAAAAGACAAAAAUGAAUAUAUAUAUAUAUAUAUAUAUACAUAUAUAUAUAUACAUAUAUAUAUAUCACAAACAGAACAGAAAAAACAAAACGCAAAAAAUACAAUAACGUUAAUAUUCACAUUAUUCAUUUUUUUUUUUCAAAUACCGCCAUUGAUAUGAAGAAAUAUCCUGUAAGAAAAGAUGGCGAUUGCAACAGUGUAUGUUUUUAUGCGUUUGGGAAUUAUGGCGAUGUUAUGACAAACGCAUUACAAUAUAUAUGUAUCGGGUAGUGAAAAUUGUUCGGUUAUUCGGAUAAUCUUUGAAAAUCAAAUAUUUGUGUGCGUGUGCAUAUAUAUACAUACAUACAUAUAUGCAAAUGUAUGUCUAUACAUAUAUAAAUAUAUGAGGAUAUGUGACGAAAGAAUAUAUAAAUAACUAUAUAUGACAAUAUAUAUAUAUAUAUAUAUAUAUAUAUAUAUAUGACUGUAUAUAUGAUACAAAACCCGGCCAAAUAACAAAGACAAUUAAUUAAACAAUGAAAAAUCAAAAAAUAACAAUAAACAAAAUGGACCAAAAUAAAUUAUUGAAUAUCGAUCUGCGUGGCUUAAAGGAGAAGAGUAAAUAGAAAAAAUCUUUUAAAUAUGUCUACGAGUGUGCAACAUACGCAAACCAGCUCUGACGUAGUCCGGGGAUUGAAAUAAUAUCAUUAUUAAAGAAGAUGAUGAUUGCGAUAGUUUUCAAGUGAGACUUGGUGAUAAAUCGAUACCCAAUAUUCAAUCACAAAUAUGAUUUCUUUCUUCAGAGACUAUCCCAAAAAUAAAAAAAAGAGAAAAAAAUCAACCCUUUCCCCCCCAUCCUCAAAAUAUGCUGUGGAAUAUGUAAGCAAAUGGUCUUAUGCUUAAAGAUAAAA